This is a messenger RNA of Parnassius apollo (apollo), 483 nucleotides long. The record is from the annotation of a GenBank genome assembly. NCBI's taxonomy places the organism in Eukaryota, Metazoa, Arthropoda, Insecta, Lepidoptera, Papilionidae.
AUGAUGAAGUUCUUAGAAGAAUUCGGAAAAACACAAAAUGAGAAUCUGAAAUACAUACGUGAAGAAAUAUCUGAGAUUAAAAAUGAAAUAAAAACAAUAAAAUCAACAACAAAAAACUUUACACAACGAUUUGAACAAAUAAACUCUGAAAUAGAAAAUAUUAAAUACAAUCAUACUGCUACUCAAAACCAAAUAAAAAACAUAGAAAGUGAAAUAACCCUGAUAAAAGAUAAACAACACAUUGAAAGUUCAACGGAUAAAUCGCCCGUCUUGUGCCAAGAAAACCUCAUCCUUGAACUCAAAGACCGAUACGACCGUGAGAAAAACAUCAUUAUUGUGGGUAUACCCGAAAUAAAUGAAAAAAAUUCAAAAUUACCUGGUGAACGUUCUGAGGUUCUUCACGAAGUUGAAGUAUUUACCGUCAACAAUGAUCUAUGCAGUGAGCGUUAUGAAGUUAACGAUCCUCCUCGAGUUAUAAUAUGA